Molecule: messenger RNA, 2247 nt
Organism: Opisthorchis viverrini
Lineage: Eukaryota; Metazoa; Platyhelminthes; Trematoda; Opisthorchiida; Opisthorchiidae
Exons: 5
Coding region: 1-1866 (621 amino acids)
Biological process (GO): dephosphorylation
Molecular function (GO): phosphatase activity
Source: RefSeq, a predicted model, not a curated record
AUGUUGUCUACUCAGGACGCACGACAGACGUCCCCCUCAUUGAGCGUGUCCAGCGGGAGAAUUGUUGCCGGCCUCAAAUCCGUGGACUACGAAACGCGUCUCGCGGUGUUUAACCUCUUUCCUCUGGGGUACUGCCGCCUCGGAGGGGACCUAAUUCUUAUUUAUACCCUGUAUGAACAAAGCUUGGCAAACGGUUUUUUUACCGUUGACCCAGGAAUCACACGGCGGGGACAUAGUCCGGGUCAGCUCACUGAGAAAGGGAUUGUGCAAGAAUUUCAACUUGGGCAAUGGAUACGUCAGCGUUACAAUGAAUACAUUCCCUCGAUGUAUAAUGGCUCAGAAUUACAUAUGCGCAGCACAGACGUUGAUAGGACGCUUAUGUCUGCUCAGGCAGUUGCCGCAGGGAUAUACCAGAAUGCUUCAUCGCCAUUACAGGAUUACGGAAUCCCAUGGAGACCGAUACCCGUGCAUACAGUCAGGCAGGAGGCAGAUGUCCUGUUGAGUAUAGCCAAAUGCCCCUGUUUGGAUGUGUUGCGAAAGAUACAAAUGAACUCGGAUGCGGCAAUCAGUUUUGAGCAGUCUCAUCGCUCGUUGUUCGAACUGAUAAACAAAAACAUGGAGACAGCGAAAAUUGAUCGAUUCAAUCUCAUGAGCCUUGUCGAUCUGUUCAUUUGCAUGAGAGCCCACAACAUGUCGCUUCCGGGUUGGUGUACAGAAGAGGUCUUUCACGAAAUGGUGGAAGUGGGGAAGUUUUUUUGGGCGUAUGCCAGUACUCCUGAUAUACUCCGAUUGGAAAUCGGAGUUUUUCUGGACGUCUUUGUCCACCAUCUGAAGUCCAUCACAAAUGCCACGAAUUCAUCAACGGUGCAGGGUCAUCAACUGUCCGUGCAACAUACAAUGGCUUAUUCUGCCCACGACACGGACGUCACUUAUCUUCUAGGUGCCUUUGGGGCAUUCAACAACGAGACAAUUCCAUAUUCAGCCGCUAUAGUUUUCGAGUUGAUUGGACCAGAUCCUCCUUCGCCCAUUCCGACUUACCAGUUGCGUCUGAACUACAAACGGGGCUAUUUAGAUACGGUUGGCGAAUAUAGAACCAUGGCUCCUUGUACGGGUCAGCCAGGCGAAAGUGGAUGUCCACUGGAUUUAGUACUUAGUUAUCUUGAAUCGUAUUCAUUGGAUCCAGACGAAUUCUCUCAACUCGCAAAAGUGAAUUCAAUGCGGAUAAUUCGCUUGGAGAUUGGGGUCUUUCUACACACACUUGUUGAGCAUAUCACCUAUGUAACACAAGGCACCCUUGCUACUCAGGCCAACAACCAAACCAAGCAUCUUGCUGUUCAACACACGAUGGCUUAUUCUGGCCAUGACUCGGAUCUGGUUCCAUUUUUGGCGGCAAUGGGCGUGUACGAUGGAGGACUGGUAGCCUACUCCUCAUGUGCAGUGGUAGAGUUGCUUGGACCACCACCACCUGCACCGAUCGAAGCCUACUAUCUUCGCCUUCUCUAUAAGCGUGGCUGGGAAGACCGUGAUGGAGAAUAUCUACAGUUUGGAAGAGUCGAAAAGUGCAAAGGUAGACCUGGAAUCGAUGGUUGCCGAUUGGAUUGGGUACUGGAAAGUAUCAAACCGCUGCUUUUAGACCCGAAUCUAUACGAAAGCGAAUGUGUAAUGAUGGAUUACGGUGCAGUUGAUCGUUUGAUGGGGCUAUUUAGAAGGAUGUCCGCUUCCACCAUGGUUCUGUUCACAUUCGCCAUACUCCUUAUCGCUUCUUUUUCGGUAAUCAUUCUGGGUCUACUUGCCUGGCGCACCUAUCGGUCCCGCAACAUGCAGUCAGAUAUGAUCAGCUUUGCGCGCCUCCAACCGACCGCUUAGCUUCGCUCAAAACGCCUUCUCACUGUUUGUGCUUCAGACGUUUGGAUACAUUUCGGAGCGGUGGGCUUUAGCUUCGGAUGAUUAAUUCCCCUCAUUUUCUCCAUUUGUUCGGAAAAGUUUCAAACUGUUUUGCGUAUGUCGCGUUUGGUGUUGUUCUGCUGUAUUUUGAUUCAUACCCUCCCGGUCUCCCCGCCCUGCCCCAAAUUUUCUAAGAGUUUUCUCUUUGCGAAUAUUUUGUUUUUCUCGUGUACAUAUGCGACUGUACUCUGUUCUAUUUGGCAGCUGUGGGUGUCGGUAUCGGAUGAUGUUUUAUUUCAACCGGGAAAGAAAAUUAUUGCUCAGCAAUAAAUCUACCGAUUGUGUUGCAAAAUUUCCUGAGAC